Racocetra persica is the source of this 179-nucleotide messenger RNA. Lineage: Eukaryota; Fungi; Glomeromycota; Glomeromycetes; Diversisporales; Gigasporaceae. The record is from the annotation of a GenBank genome assembly.
GACUUUUAUAUCCAUAUUUACACAAUUUUAAAACAGUGUAUGUUAAAUGGAAGGGACAAAGUUAUGAGGUAGAACUUGAUACUGAUGCGCCGGCUAGUGAUUUCAAGGCUCAACUCUUUUCCAUGACUGAUGUUGAGCCCAGCAGACAGAAGAUCAUGAUUAAGGGUGGAAUUUUGAAG